This is a messenger RNA of Caenorhabditis sp. 36 PRJEB53466, 3166 nucleotides long. The record is from the annotation of a GenBank genome assembly. NCBI's taxonomy places the organism in Eukaryota, Metazoa, Nematoda, Chromadorea, Rhabditida, Rhabditidae.
AUGAGUGUGUUUCUGACGGUGCCGGUCGACGAUUUCGUCACCGACCGCGCCACUCUUUUCGUGGCGAUCGUCCAGUUGGGAUACGGACUUCCCUCCUUCGCCCUCAUGCUCUUUUUCCUCUUCUUCCUCGGACACGCAAAGGCCUACACAAACUCGUUCUAUCGAUUGGUCCAAAUGGAUUUAUUGAUUGUGAGCAGGGGUGUGCGGAAAAUUUUUAUCGGAAAAUUUCGGAAAAUCGGUUUUUCCGAAUUUUUUUUUCGGAAAAUUUCGGAAAAUCGGGUAUUCCGAAUUUUUUUUUCGGAAAAUUUCGGAAAAAUCGGAAAAAUCGGAAAACUCACUUGUUCAUUGGUUCAAUAAAGUGUUUAAACAACGUUCUAAUACAAAAAAAUGCUUAUUAUGAUUUGAAAUCACUUGAGUGGGCGGAAGCCAAGCAAUGGAAUAUUUUUUUGCAAAAAAAUUAGCCGAGAGAAGCUCUCCGGGUCCAGUGUUUUCCGAUUGUCAGUGAGAAUGAGACGCGCGGUUGAAAAGAGUCGCUCCGUGCGUAAAAUUUAAAAAUCAAAUUUAAAAAGACGCUCGCUGCUAGACCCUUCCAAAAAUUUUGUGAUGCGCCUUUAAAAAGCAUACGGUGGUUUCGGACAAAUUGACCUUGAAUCCACACUAAUUUUCCGUCGGAAAAUUUUCCGAAAAUUUCUCGGAAAAUCGGAAAAUUUCGGAAAAUCGAAAUAUUUUCCGCACACCCCUGAUUGUGAGUGUGUCGUAAGUUUGUUCAACAAUAUCCCAUUAAAAUACUUUCAGAAUGUGCUCUACUACAUCAACUCAUUUCUGUCGGGACGAAUCGUCAGAUACCCGUCCGGACUGAAUGUUAUCACUGGAAUCGAGCUGUUCAUUCCGGGUCUUCUGACGCUUUCCACGUAUUUGGUCAACUUCUUCAUGCAUCUUCAGUUCUGCACGGCGUUCGCGUUGAGCGCCCAUCGCAUUUCGGCCAUCUACUUUUAUUCGCAACACGACUAUGUAAGUACGUUUUGACCUACUUUUUUUCGCACAAUUCUCGACAAAGUGAACUUCUUUCCAGAAAUGGUCUCGUUGGUAUCCGUUCGUCGGACUGCUCUUCGUCCUCUACGCAAUUUCCACAAAUCUCUCGCUCCCCGGCACCAAAGCCUCGGUUUUCAUGGCGAACGGAACCCUGAUGGCCAGUGUGGACGUGGAGGAUUUCAAUCGGAGCACCCAGAUGAAGACGUUCUACUCGUUCGUCUACUUUACGAUUCUCCUCGUUCUCUGGCUGUUCACCUCCGUCUGUGUUCCCCGAAAGUUCAGAGAUCUCAUCAAAACGCGCGGAUCUCUGAGUGCGUCCGUUCGGAAAAUGACGGAAAAACUGACGAAAAUCGCGCUGACCUACUGCCUCCUCUACACUGGAUUCCUCAUCUGGAGCGUGUUCACCACGUUCACCACUCUUCUCAAUCUUCUUCCGAAUGUGCUCAACGACAAUCACUGGGCGCUCUUGAUCUACUCGACCGACUUGGUAAUAAGAAACUAUCUUUAGAACAAAGAGAACAACGUUUGUUGACAGAUGACACUGGCCCUUCCGUACAUUCUCAUCGCGUUCGAUAACAAUGUGAAAAACGAUUUGGGAUUGUUACGAAAGGGAAAUGAGGCGUCGAAUGAGCCGAAUGAUGUACAGCCUUCUAGAAAUAGUUCUUUCUUUGUAUAAAAUAACACAACUUGAGCAUCUGUCAACUUCAAAAUGCAACAAAAUGGUUGAAUUGAAAUCGAUUCUUUUGUGCCAGUACCCCCGUUCUAAUCACAUUAAUCUCCUCGAGUCCCCCCAAUAUUACGUGCCCUUUCCUUCAGAGUGAAAUGCCGUAAAACUAGUAAUCAUGCGGCGGAGUGUCUACAAAAUGUGUGAUACUUCCUCGAUGCUCGCUCCGGAAUGAGUACGUACAUUACGAAACCGUCGAUAUCGUUCCUGACCGAACCGCCCGCCGCUUGCCGAUUAUUGUUCAGUUGUGUUACGGUCUACCUUCUUUUCUACUCAUCAUUUUCUUUCUUUUCUACCUGGGAUGCGCGAAGGCGUACAAGAACUCGUUCUAUCGACUUGUUCAAAUGGAUCUGCUUAUUGUGAGUCAACUAUUCCUAAAAAGCUCUGUAUCUCAACUGCCUGUAGAGAUAUCAAAAAGUGGUCAACUACUAAAAUGUACAAAAUUUUUCAGUGAACAUUUUAUUAGUUGACACCUUUCCAGUACCUCUACCGAUAGCUGAGGUAUAUUAUGUUUUGAGAACAGAACGCGUUUGGCUACUUGAACACGUGGCUCUCCGCUCGACUAAUCCGAUACCCGGACGGUAUAAACAUCAACGUUUUCCUCGAGCGCACAAUACCCGGACUCAUGUCCUGGCCCGCCUAUCUCACCAAUUUCUUCACUCACAUGCAAUUCUGCUCAGCAUGCGCCUUGAACAUUCACAGAAUCACGGCAAUCGUGUACUACGACAAAAAUGAGCAGGUAAGGUGCCGUUUCUGACAAGUGGAACCCGAGAUUGCAGACGUGGUCCCGUUGGUACCCGCUCUUCUUCCUCGUCUCCUUCUUCUACAGCUUCCUUCCGGGCUUCUCGCUGCACGGCGAAAUGGUCCGAGUGGAGCUGAUCAACGCAACUCUGAUGAGCACCAUCAACGUGGAACACGUGAACAGCGGUAUUUAUCGAAAGUCCGUCUACUCGAUCGUCUAUUUUCUCAUCCUCAUAGCCCUGUUAGCAUCCACUUAUUGGCUGGUGUACCGGACGAGCACAAGUUAGUUUGCACUCGAUAAUAUCGUCGAGAAACAUGAAAAACUGUCAUGUUCAGCGUCGAACCGGGCAAUUCAAAAAGUGGCCAAGAAACUGACACGAGUGGCGUUGGUCUAUUGCGUCCUGUACACUGGCAUCAUUGCGUGGACCGUAAUCACCGUCCUCAACACCCGUUUCGCCGUUGUUUCGACCGAACUGCUCGAUAACCACUGGGCACUUCUCAUGUUCGUUUCGGAUUCGGUUAGUUCUGUUCAAAACCCCUCCCAAAGAGUGUUUGUUCAUUCGAUUUCAGGUCUUCCUCUCCCUUCCUUACAUUCUUCUGUGUUUCGAUUCGAAUGUCCGCAAACACUUGAUUCGACGGAAAUCCUGUGUGAUCUCAGCGAGUUCAUAG